UGCCACAAUGAAAAAAGAAGUGAAAGUUUAGUUUUUUUUUAUUGUUUUUAUUUGUUUUUGACUCUAACAUAAUUGGUAAAGUUGUUGUUAUUUGAACUAAUUGAUCUUAGUUACCCAUUUGUAAAUUCCACUGCAUAAUUCAGUCUGUAACCCUUGUAACUAAUUAUUAUUACAAAUGUCUUCCUUAAAGUUAUACCAUUUCCCCGUGAGCGGGCCUUCUAGAGGAGCACUACUCGCAGCUAGAGCCAUAGGUAUUCCAAUACAAAUUGAAAUAGUAAAUCUGUUUAAAAAAGAGCAACUCCAAGAAAGUUUCUUAAAACUAAACCCACAGCAUUGUGUACCUACACUGGACGAUAAUAACUUUGUUCUAUGGGAAAGUAGAGCUAUCGCAUGUUAUUUAGCCGAUAAAUAUGGCAAAGACGAUCAAUGGUAUCCAAAAGAUUUACAAAAACGCGCAGUCGUAAACCAGAGAUUAUACUUUGACAGUGCAUCUUUGUAUGUUAAAAUAAGAGCAAUUUGUUUCCCAAUAUUAUUCCUGGGUGAAACGGAGAUUAAACAAAGUUUAAAGGAUGACCUUAACUCUACAUUGAGUUUCCUCAAUCAGUUUUUAGAGAAGACCAAGUGGGUGGCAGCUGAUCACCCCACAAUUGCAGACACAUCUAUUUACGCAUCUAUGUCUAGUAUUUUGGCUGUUGGAUGGGAUAUAUCAAGUUUUCCAAACAUUCAAAGAUGGAUUAAAGAUUGCUUAUUAUUGCCUGGAGCACAAGAAAAUGAAGAUGGCGCUAGAAGCUUUGGAGAUGCCGUAAAAAAGAAUAUCAAACAAUAAAAUGCACAUAAAAACAUUAUUUAGUAUAUAUUUCUCUUAUAUUUAUUUCAAUAUAUUAAUCUAUAAAAUUUUAAAACUAUUUGUUGUUCAUUCCUCACUUUCCUUCUUACCACAGUUUUAUAUCUAAAUCCAUG
This is a messenger RNA of Bombyx mandarina (wild silkworm), 960 nucleotides long. Its product is annotated as glutathione S-transferase 1. Gene Ontology annotation, biological process: glutathione metabolic process. The record is from RefSeq and is a predicted model, not a curated record. Gene Ontology annotation, molecular function: glutathione transferase activity. Lineage: Eukaryota; Metazoa; Arthropoda; Insecta; Lepidoptera; Bombycidae.